Drosophila erecta is the source of this 317-nucleotide messenger RNA. RefSeq lists its product as uncharacterized. Bases 46 to 294 code for a protein of 82 amino acids. The transcript has 2 exons. Lineage: Eukaryota; Metazoa; Arthropoda; Insecta; Diptera; Drosophilidae. The record is from RefSeq and is a predicted model, not a curated record.
CUAAAUUUUUAAAAUUUUUCAAGUUAAAAUAAAAGUUUUGUAACUAUGGAUAUCGGUACGCCCUCAAACCAACCCAUCCUGGACACCUGCGAGAUGUAUCCUCGCCGCAGGACAACGGAGUUCUACAAGUCUCCGGAACCCAGAGCCUCGUGCCAAAGUCAACGGGCGGAACAUCCGGCGGAGGUGCUCAACAUAACUCCCGACGAGAAUCGAGAGGCCGCUCGCAGACUUCCUCGCAUCCAGCCCCCAAAUAAUUCGGACAGUAUUUACCUGCGAAAUGGGUACUUUUCGUAAAAUAAAUUUGUAUUUCCUGUGCA